CUCCACCCACCCCUCCCACACAAAUCGAAGGCCUCUGAACCUAACCACCUUGCUGGAGCCACAGCCAGACGGAACUGACCCACUUCUGCCAAGCGCCACCCUCUUCUCCCUGUCUGGUGAAUGAGGGGUGCUGGUGGAUGUCUUCCAGCUCUGGGUGGACAGAGGGGCUUCCAGAAAGAGAGGAGAAGGAUGGCCAGUGGGAAUGGGCUUCUUUCGUCCUCGGCCCUGGUGGCCAAGCGUCCCUGCGCCCUGGGCCCAUUCCCCAGAUACAUCUGGAUCCACCAGGACACACCCCAAGACAGCCUAGACAAGACUUGCCAUGAAAUCUGGAAGAGAGUUCAAGGCCUGCCUGAGGCCUCAGAGCCCUGGAGCUCCAUGGAGCAGCUCUCUGUCCCCAUGGCUGGACCUAUAGGAGACCAUGAGCUCAGCUUCCAAGAAGAAGCUCUGGAGCUCAGCAGUGACAAAGAUGAGAUCUCCCUGUUGGUAGAACAGGAGUUCCUGAGCCUCACCAAAGAGCACUCGAUCCUGGUCAAAGAGAGCUCUGAAGAGCUGGAGGCACCCGGCAGCUCUCCCGAGGGGACCAGAGAGGUGGCUCCCUGCAUUCUUGCCCCUCCUGUAGUGGCAGACGGUAAUGAGUGCCCCAGAGCCUCCAUCAUUGUCGGCGACAAGCUUCCCAAGCAGAAGAUGGCCACAUCCAUUAAUGGCAGCAGACAGGACUGUGAUUCUGCCAUGUCUGCUGUCACAGACAUACUGCGUGCCACCAAAGUCAAGAGCCGCAAGGGGACAGAUGACAGGGACUGCAUCCUAGGUGCCUCCAACUUGGAGGUCAGCAAGCUUCUGGCCCAGUUCCCACUAAAGUCCACUGAGGCAUCCAAGGCCCCUGACAACAAGAAGGUGCUGGAGGAGACAAGGGUCAUAAAGGACUUCCUACAGAACAACAUGUUCAGUGGCCCUGGACUCAGGGAGCCCAUGGAGCUGAGCCCAUUUCUGCUGCCACCUCCCCCACCUCCUCCUGCACCCCAAGACAAGCUCCCUGAGCUCUUUGCUCAGAAGAGGCAGCUCCCAGUGUUUGCCAAGAUCUGCUCCAAGCCAGAGGCUGACCCUGCUGUGGAGAGGCACCACUUGAUGGAAUGGAGCCCUGGCACCAAGGAGCCAACAAAGGCUCGAGAAAGCCUAUUUCUCAGCCAGUGGCCCCAGAGCCAGAAGGACACCUGUGGUGAGGAGGGUUGCUGUGACCCAGUGGGCACCACAUCACUUCCCCUGCCUCCCAAGAAACCUGCAUGUCCAGCCGAGAAGAACCUACUCUAUGAGUUCUUUGGGGCCACCAAGACCCCAAGCGGGCAGCUGAAACUUCGAAACAAAGUGGAAGUGGAUGGGCUGGAGCUGAAAGUUAACGCACCUGUGACGGUUGCUGACAAGAACAACCUGAAGCACACAGGGAAUGUUUUCACUCCGCACUUUGCUACAGCCUUGACCUCAGCAACCCUGAACCAGCCAUUCUGGCUCAACCUGAACUAUCCACCUCCACCAGUGUUCACGAACCCCUCCACCUUCCUGCAGUAUCAGGGCCUGUACCCACAGCAAGCAGCGAGGAUGCCCUAUCAGCAGGCUUUGCACCCCCAGCUGGGAUGUUACUCCAGACAGGUGAUGCCAUACAACCCACAGCAGAUGGGACAGCAGAUCUUCCGCUCUUCCUACACCCCACUAACAAGCUACACCCCUUUUGUCCAGCCCAAUUAUCCCUACCAUCAGAGGACACCUCCAAAGAUGUCUGCCAACCCCCGAGACCCUUCCCCCAUGGCAGGAGAUGGACCCCAGUACCUCUUUCCCCAAGCAUAUGGGUUUGGCUCAACAUCUGGAGGUCCCGUGAUGCACAGCCCCUAUUUUUCCUCCAGUGGGAAUGGCGUAAACUUUUAGAUCGCCUUCUCUUCUCCCUUCUCCUCCCUUAGCCCUUGGAUCAGGACUAAGGGCUCUGAAUUUCUGGGUUCUGCAAAAGCCUAGUAUGAAGUUUGGAAAGGCAAGGUUUCGACCAGGUCACAGACAGAAAACAGCAAGACCAGAUUCAUCUAUUGGCCAACACCGACACACAAAUAGCCCCUCUCGCACCCGGCACAAGCUACACACACACGCGCGCGCACACACACACACACACACACACUCCUCAUAUUCAUACUUGCUUGCUCAACCACUUAUGCAUCUGUAUUUAGCUAACAUGAGUGAUUUUUGUUUUUGUUGUUGUUGGUAAAAUAGAAGUAAGACACUUAAUUUUAGAAAGUUUGUAUUUUAUGAUAAAACUAUGAGCUGCUUGAAA
Molecule: messenger RNA, 2311 nt
Organism: Saimiri boliviensis boliviensis (Bolivian squirrel monkey)
Lineage: Eukaryota; Metazoa; Chordata; Mammalia; Primates; Cebidae
Gene: C11H1orf94
Product: chromosome 11 C1orf94 homolog
Source: RefSeq, a predicted model, not a curated record